Gossypium raimondii (Peruvian cotton) is the source of this 1076-nucleotide messenger RNA. RefSeq names its product auxin-responsive protein SAUR50. The record is from RefSeq and is a predicted model, not a curated record. The transcript has a single exon. Gene Ontology annotation, biological process: response to auxin. The coding region runs from base 413 to 937 and encodes 174 amino acids. Lineage: Eukaryota; Viridiplantae; Streptophyta; Magnoliopsida; Malvales; Malvaceae.
ACCACCCAAUACCAACAACAAGACUCAUCCCUCAAACAACUCUCUUUUGUCUUUUCUCUAUACUAAGUCCCCCAACACAUCUUUCCUUUUUUCCUUUUUUUUUUUUCAUUAUUUCUUAUUUAUUAGUUCUUGUUUUGAAUUAAUUUAUUUUAUCUUAUUUCUCCACUAAGAGACAAUGGCGUUGAAGGCAUAAAGAAGUGGCCUUUCUUUGUCGUUCACAUAGCCCUCCUUUCUUAAAUAUUCAAAAUCUACCAGCGUUGUUAUGUGUGUGUGUGUGUAUAUAUAUAUAAUAGAGCUGACUUUCCAAGCUUUAUGAUGAUUAUCCACUAAAUCAUAUCUACAUAUAUAUAUUGCCAAACAACCCCCCAAAAGAAGCCAAAAAAUCAAAAAACAAAAUCUGGGUUUGUCUUGAAUGGAUGCUGAAAAGUUGAAACUGAAGAAAAACAUGUUGGCUAAGGCCUGGGACAGAUGCAAAUCUCUUGGCAAUAGUGGCAAGAACUCAUCGGUGAAUCCAUUGAUGAAGAAGAGCAAAUCAUGUCAUAUUCCUUCCUCAUCCAUGGAAGAUCAUAAAAAGAAAAACAAGGUGCCUCCGGAAGGGUGUUUUUCGGUAUACGUUGGAUCUGAAAGGCAAAGAUUCGUCAUCAAGACCGAAUUGGUUAACCAUCCAUUGUUCAAGAUGUUGCUUGAAGAUGCUGAGCUUGAAUAUGGGUUCAAUAGUGAAGGUCCUCUUCUUCUUCCUUGUGAUGUUGAUUUGUUUUAUAAAGUAUUGGCAGAGAUGGAUGAUAAUGGUGAUGAUGGAGAAAUGAGUACUCGUUUCGUUUGUAGCUUUGGGUGCAGUCCUUCUCGUCAUCGUUUAAGUUCAAGAAGUACGAAUAAAGGAUAUGGCUCGUAUAAGGCUCUUUGUUCAUCUCCGAUGAUUAAAUUGAAUAGUUAUUAAACUUAAUGAUUAUACGAUUUGAUUUUUCUUUUAUGGGGAAUGGAUAUGUGAAGAUGAUCAAGCAUUCACAUACAUCAAUGUAAUUGAAAAAGUGGUGUGCAUUGAUUUUCAUAAUUUAAUGCAUAUAGUAAUUAACUUA